CUCAUCCACUUCUCCUGCCUCCUUCUUGGGAACCAGGUGAACCUCCAGCCCCAAGCCAUGUCCUGCUGCAAGCCCUGUGAGCCCUGCUGCCAGCCUUGUGGCCCAACCCCUCUGGCCAACAGUUGCAAUGAGCCCUGUUGCAUAAGGUGCCAGGAUUCCACUGUUGUCAUUGAGCCUCCUACUGUUGUGGUGACCCUGCCAGGCCCCAUCCUCAGCUCCUUCCCACAGAACACUGCUGUGGGCUCCUCCACCUCUGCUGCUGUUGGCAGCAUCCUCAGCUGUGAUGGAGUGCCCAUCAACUCCGGGGGCUUUGACCUCUCCUGCAUCACCAACCGCUACUGCUGCAGACCCUGCUAG
Indicator indicator is the source of this 357-nucleotide messenger RNA. RefSeq names its product feather keratin Cos1-1/Cos1-3/Cos2-1-like. Lineage: Eukaryota; Metazoa; Chordata; Aves; Piciformes; Indicatoridae. Gene Ontology annotation, cellular component: intermediate filament. Bases 58 to 357 code for a protein of 99 amino acids. Gene Ontology annotation, molecular function: structural constituent of cytoskeleton. The record is from RefSeq and is a predicted model, not a curated record. The transcript is spliced from 2 exons.